AUGUCCCGGAACGAUGCUCCGACCCCAAGUGCCCUCUACUGCACUGUCCCUUUUGUCCGAAUUAUAAGGGGGAUUUUGCGAGGGUGGAAGUGCAUAUACAAAGCCACCAGAAGACUGUGGUACGUUACGGAGACGUUGCCAUUUAUAUGUGCAACUGGGGCUACAGAGGUGGUUCUCACUUCCACUGCUAACCAGCCACCACUGCCCACUCUGCCCCAGAACCAGCCGCCUUUGCCACAGGACCAGCUGCCUCUGCCCGCUCUGCCCCACAACCAGCUGCCUCUGCCCGCUCUGCCCCACGACCAGCUGCCUCUGCCCGCUCUGCCCCACGACCAGCUGCCUCUGCCCGCUCUGCCCCACGACCAGCUGCCUCUGCCCGCUCUGCCCCACGACCAGCUGCCUCUGCCCGCUCUGCCCCACGACCAGCUGCCUCUGCCCGCUCUGCCCCACGACCAGCUGCCUCUGCCCGCUCUGCCCCACGACCAGCUGCCUCUGCCCGCUCUGCCCCACGACCAGCUGCCUCUGCCCGCUCUGCCCCACGACCAGCUGCCUCUGCCCGCUCUGCCCCACGACCAGCUGCCUCUGCCCGCUCUGCCCCACGACCAGCUGCCUCUGCCCGCUCUGCCCCACAACCAGCUGCCUCUGCCCCAGAACCAGCCGCCUCUGCCCCAGAACCAGCCGCCACAACCCAGAACUCGCAAUUCCACUAAUUUGAAGAGGGUUCUCAAACCAAAACGGAGGAGUCUGACCUUUUAUGACUCCAAUGACCCUACUGGCUUUGGAGAUGGCCGCUACCUAGAUGUUUUCAGGUCAACAGCAGACGAUCUGGGCAUCACUUCAGAGGUCUCAAUCAUACCUGUACACAGGAUAUGUGAAGUGGCAGGCCAUGGCAGUGGGCUGGUAAUGCGCCUGGCCCAUCUGUUCUCUGGGGAUAAAUGGCUUAAAGGGCAUUUGCAACUGGAGCACAAGGGUUACGACCCGAGUGUGUCUCUGCCACAGCUGAUCUCUUCUCUCCAAAAGCCUCUCCUUCUCCCCCUCUCGGACCUGCAGCUCUGCUCAGACCAGCACCAGAACUGCCUCUGCCUUCGAUCCAAGUCCUCCAACACUCAGUGGCUCUUUUUUUCUGACCACAAUGAGCUUCGACUAAUCAGGCAGGAGUUGAUAAAACUCCUUCAGAUGGACCUGGAGAGCCUCGAGGAGCCCAGUCCUGGUCUGCCCUCAUCCCUGUUGAACUCAUGGGAGCAUGAAGGGUCUCGUUCAGUUGACGGAGGUUUUACAGCUCUGCUCUUCCUCUCCUCCUCCUCAUCCUCCUCUUCAGAGUCGCUGCAUCCACUGCUCCAGAACGUGUUGAGUCCAGCCCCUCACCUGCCCUGCUUGCUUCCUCUCUCACCGACAGCUCUAUUCGUGGUUCACAGUCGAGAAGAGAACUGCUGCUGUGACAGUCCACAUCACAAACUAAGCUGGAAUCACAGUGUGGAGCUUCUGCUGUGUGGACACCGGCUGCUGCUGCUCUUCCCUCUGCCUGAGGAUGGGGCUUCGUUCCUGGGGAAGCUCAGGCUCCAGCGGGCUCUACCACAGACAAAAGCUCUCAUAAACCACCAGGGCGGUCCAAGUUCUGGAGAGCAGUGCUGUUGUUCCCAUAAGGCUCACAGUGACAGUUUGUCGUCACUUUCUACUUCGCUGGAAGAGAUGCAGCCCUCCCCCCACCUCACACCCGGUCUCACCCCAGGCCUGAAGCUCCUCUCUGGGUUGAACGCUCAGCAGCUGCAGCCUGUCUUCCACAAACACAUUGCUCUGAGCGGCGGAGAGGAGCUGAGGCAGGUCCUGUGGCUCUCUGUGGUUCUCUACAAAUCUCCUGAGGUUGAACUCACCUGUUUGCUGCUGCUCUCUGCAAACGCCAUCUACUUCCUAUUAGAAGACUCCGCCUCCUCGCUUGGCCCGCCCCCAGACCUGGAUGUGCUGGAGUGCGGAGAUUCCUCUGUGUGCUUGUGCUGCUGCCUCUCGGCCCCUCUGUCUCAAAUUCAGUCUGUAAACGUGGGGUUGUUCGACCAGUACUUCAGGAUCCAAGGGGGCAGUGGGGACCAGGUGGUGUGUUGCUUAAGCAGAGACUCUUACGCCACGGGGCAGUUUCUACAGGAGUUAAUGUCGGUUCUCAGUCUCCAGCAGAGGGCGCCACCUCCAGAACCCUCUGAACAAGACUUUUACUCUGAGUUCGACUCCUCAGGUCUCUAUAACCUACACAAUGAAGUUCAAAAGAGCAGUGUAUUACCAUAG
Knipowitschia caucasica is the source of this 2274-nucleotide messenger RNA. NCBI's taxonomy places the organism in Eukaryota, Metazoa, Chordata, Actinopteri, Gobiiformes, Gobiidae. The record is from the annotation of a GenBank genome assembly.